This is a messenger RNA of Cuscuta campestris, 2355 nucleotides long. Lineage: Eukaryota; Viridiplantae; Streptophyta; Magnoliopsida; Solanales; Convolvulaceae. The record is from the annotation of a GenBank genome assembly.
AUAUUCCCAGUGAUCCCCUCAGAGAAAGUUGUCUGGUCCCAGUAGAAAGGCAUUAUUAUUGCAAGAAAGAAAACGUCCCUGUACAUGAUCACCGUGAAUUCUCCUCCGUCCACGUGGCAGGCCUCGUUUUCCGUGGUUCCAGUACGGCUACAAAUUGCAGUGAGUAGUCACCCUCCAUGCUUCUUCUUCUUCUUCUCUGAUAACACGCACUAUUGGGUAGCAGCCAGUCCUCAUUCCUUCCAGUGAAGUGUGUGGUGUGGCCGAUGGCGACAGUGACUGCAUCCCACUUCGUUUCCCAUGUCUGCGGCGGCGCAAUUUCUCCAGAGACAAAAGUGAGCCUGGGUCAGCUCGCCCUGAGGAACAGUCAAGCUGGGAGUCACAAUGGGUUGAGAUCUGCGAACAAUUUACUGCUGAGAGCCAACCCCAUGGUGAAAUCCAAGAAGCUUGGCAGAAAUGGAAGGAGGAUUGAGGCUGCAAUGGCGUCGGUUCCCUCUGUGAGUGGACAAGGCAUGAACCUGGUCUUUGUGGGCUGUGAGGUGGGCCCUUGGUGCAAAACUGGUGGGCUUGGAGAUGUUCUUGGAGGACUGCCACCAGCCUUGGCUGCACGAGGGCAUAGGGUUAUGACGGUUUGUCCACGGUUCGACCAGUACAAAGAUGCUUGGGAUACUUGUGUGCUUGCCCAGGUACAAGUAGGAGACCGAACUGAAACCGUUCGUUUCUUCCAUUGCUACAAGCGUGGAGUCGACCGUGUUUUUGUGGAUCAUCCUAUGUUCCUUGAGAAGGUUUGGGGGAAAACUGGAUCAAAGCUCUAUGGCCCCAAAGCUGGAGAUGAUUACAAAGAUAACCAGCUUAGGUUCAGUUUACUGUGCCAGGCAGCACUUGAGGCACCUAGAGUGUUGAAUCUUAACUGCAACAAAUACUUCAGUGGACCUUAUGGUGAGGAUGUUGUUUUCAUCGCGAAUGAUUGGCACACUGCUCUCCUUCCGUGCUAUCUUAAAAGCAUGUACCAGUCGAAAGGAAUCUACAUGAAUGCCAAAGUUGUUUUCUGCAUUCACAACAUUGCCUACCAAGGCAGAUUUGCCUUUUCAGACUUUAAACUUCUGAAUCUUCCUGACACAUUCAAGGGCUCUUUUGAUUUCAUUGAUGGGUAUGACAAGCCGGUGAAGGGGAGAAAGAUAAACUGGAUGAAAGGUGCAAUACGUGAGGCAACCAGGGUUGUUACUGUGAGUCCGUACUACGCCAAGGAGCUUGUUUCCAAUGUUUCAAAGGGUGUAGAACUCGACAACCACAUUCGUGACUGUGGCAUUACUGGUAUUUGCAAUGGAAUGGAUACCCAAGAGUGGAACCCGGCAACUGACAAGCACAUUCGCCCCAAUUAUGACAUCACCACUGUUACGGAAGCAAAGCCCUUGGUGAAGGAAGCUCUUCAAGCAGCUGUCGGUUUGCCAGUUGACAGGAAUAUUCCAUUGAUUGGUUUUAUUGGGAGACUUGAAGAGCAGAAAGGCUCUGACAUUCUGUAUGCUGCAAUUCCAAAGUUCAUUUCUAAGAAUGUUCAGAUAGUGAUUCUUGGAACCGGAAAGAAGAAAUUCGAAGAGCAGAUUCAAAAGCUUGAAGUUAUGUAUCCAGACAAAGCUAUAGGAGUGGCAAAAUUCAGUGCCCCCUUGGCUCACAUGAUAACUGCUGGUGCUGACUUUAUGUUGAUCCCAAGUAGAUUUGAACCUUGUGGUCUCAUUCAGUUGCAUGCCAUGCGAUAUGGAACUCCAUGUAUCUGCGCCUCAACUGGUGGUCUUGUUGACACCGUGAAAGAAGGAUAUACAGGGUUCCACAUGGGAGCUUUCAAUGUCAAUUGUGAAACUGUUGACCCGGCAGACGUGCUUAAGGUGGUAACGACCGUUGUUAAAGCACUCGCUGUCUAUGGAACUCUUGCAUACGCCGAAAUGAUCAAAAACUGCAUGUCACAAGACCUCUCUUGGAAGGAACCGGCCAAGAACUGGGAAACAAUGCUGCUGAGCUUAGGCCUGGUUGGCAGCGAGGCUGGCAGCGAAGGGGAUGAAAUUGCACCCCUUGCCAAGGAAAACGUUGCGACCCCAUGAGAAAACGUUGCGACAUCAUUCCUGUGCUCGCGGCUUCCAUCAUUUUAAAAAAAAGCUCGAUUAAGCUAACAUUUCAAAGUAAAGAGCAGUGGGCAUAUUUGUUGCUUCUGGUAUUGUAGUGUUUUUUUAAGAGCAUUGUGAGGUGCUAGCAAAUUAAAAGAAGAAAACUAAUUAAUGGGGUGAUUAAAGAUAUUGGGAACUUGCAUUAAUCCAAGUGUGUGUAAUACUGUAAUAAUGUUAUUAAUAAAGCAUAUGCCCUUUU